Molecule: messenger RNA, 1067 nt
Organism: Chelonus insularis
Lineage: Eukaryota; Metazoa; Arthropoda; Insecta; Hymenoptera; Braconidae
Product: pyridoxal phosphate phosphatase PHOSPHO2-like
Exons: 2
Coding region: 313-1044 (243 amino acids)
Molecular function (GO): phosphatase activity
Source: RefSeq, a predicted model, not a curated record
GUUUAUACUUCUCCUCCUCUUUUCGUUCGGUUAACGUCAUCAUUCGUUCAUUGGCCCGCAUCGCACGGGUUUAUAUGUUGCCCUCUACACAUAAAAGAAAUCAUUACAUAUUGGUUUAAUUUAUUAACCGAUGGUUAGAAAAUACGCGACAAAUUGUGUAUAAUUUUGAAUAGAACUGACAAUAAUACUACAGGCAUAUCAUAUGUGUACCUGAGGAUCAAUCGAAUUUAUUUUAUUUCAAAAUUAAACAAUUAUUCGAUUCAAAAGCUUGUUUCAUUCUGAAAUUCAAAUUUUAUUAGAGUAUUUAAGUUUAUGAUGCAGGUUUCAAAACCCCUCUUGAUGUGCUUUGAUUUUGAUAACACAAUCAUCAAUGAAAAUAGUGAUAUUAUUAUUAAAAAUUUGUAUCCUCAUGAUGUACCAGAUAAUGUAAAAAAACUAUGCAAUUCAGGAUGGACAGCAUACAUGAGAUCAAUAUUUCAAUUAAUUCACAGUAUUGGAGUACAAAAAGAUACUAUUAUCAAUUCUAUACAUGGAAUACCAGCAGUAUCAGGUUUUGAAGAUCUUAUCAAAAAUUUACAUGCCAAUAAUUGUGAUAUUAUAAUUAUUAGUGAUGCAAAUUCUGUAUUUAUUGAAACUUGGUUAGAAAAGAAACAAUUAAAGAAUUGUAUUGAUAAAAUUUAUACUAAUCCGGCAUGGUUUGAUGAAAAUAAUUUGUUACAUAUCAAGGAAUAUCAUCAACAAGAUUGGUGCAAGUUUAGUGAGAAAAAUUUGUGUAAAGGAUAUGUUCUUGAAUCUUACAUAAAAGAAAAAGCUGAUGCAGGAGUUAAAUAUAAUAUGGUAGCAUAUGUAGGUGAUGGUAGAAAUGAUUACUGUCCGAUGUUGAAAUUGUCUCCAAAUGAUAUUGCAUUUCCGAGACAGGAUAAUUACAUUAUGAAAAUGAUCAAUGAUUAUAAAAAUAGUAAUGAAUCCAUUAAAGCCAAAAUAAUCCCUUGGAAAGAUGGGAAUGAUAUUUGGCAAGCUUUAAGAGGUAAUUUAAACAUUUAAUAAUGUUUUUAUUAGAAAAUUUU